UCAGACUGCAAUAUCCAAUAAAUGGUAGUAUUUCCAUUUAAUUGCAGGUUUUAUCCUCCAUAUGGUCCUGGAAAUUUUUCAUCACAGAGACCACUUGCUCCCACAGAUCCUAUAAAUACAAACGUGCCACUCAGCUUGCCACUACCUCGUGAACAGAGAAAGGUCUUUGUGACAUAUGCAACAGAUAACGACAAACAUGUUGGGGAGGUCAUCAACUUUGUUGCUUUAUUGAUGACCAAUGGAUUUGAAACUCAGAUUGAUAUCUUUGAGCAGAAUUUCAGAAGUAUAAACAAAAUUGACUGGAUGGAAAGAUACAUCAACGAUAAAGGAUACCUGAUCAUUAUCAUCAUCAGCCCUAAAUAUUAUCAAGCCGUUACAUCUCAGAACUUAAAAGAUGAUGAGCAUUCUUUGAAUUCAGUCUUUAUUUACAAACAGCUCCAAAACGAAUUUAUUCAGAAUGGAAGCAAGAAUUUCAGAUUUGUUCCUAUUAUUUUUCCAGGCGCCUCCAUGAAACAUGUUCCUUCAUGGCUUCAAAAUACACACGUCUACAAUUGGCCAGUGCAGAACCAAGAUAUUCUACGGCGGUUGAUGCGUUUGGAAAAGUACAACCCACCUCCAGUUGGCGAGCUUCCUACGAUUAUUCAGAAAUCUAUUUAAUCCAGUUUGAUUUUGCUACUCUAAUCUCAUAAAAAUGUGCAUGUGCUAGUAAAUGUCCAUAUUAUCUUAUGUAUUGCAAGCACUGUGGCAAAGGAUAGACAAUUCACUAGAGAUCUGAUAACAUUGAUUUUUAUGGGCAACUCACUUCAGAAUAUUUCAGAUGUUUGGAAUACAGUAAUAAAAAUUAAAAAAAGAUAAAAUUGUGGCUGAAAGAAUGUGAGUUUUUAGUUUAGUUUAAUUCAGAUUCAAUGCGGAAACAGGCCCUUCGGCCCACCUGGUCCACGCUGACCUGCGAUCCCCGCAUAUUAACACUGCCCUACACACACUAGGGACAUUUUUUACAUUUACCAGGCCAAUUAACCUACAUACCUGUGCGUCUUUGGAGUGUGGGAGGAAUCUGAAGACCUCGGACAAAACCCACGCAGGUCACGGGGAGAACGUACAAACUCCAUACAGACAGCACCCGUAGUCGGGAUCGAACCCGGGUCGUCGACACCGCUUUCGCUGCAAGGCAGCAACUCUACCGCUGCGCCACCGUGCUGCCCUAAAAUUUAAAUUUAUUUUAAAUUUUUCCUCGCUUUGACAUGGGUGCACAUACGGUAUUUCACUUCCAUGAUGAGGAAACAUCAGAAGAGAAUUUCAAAUAUUAAUCUAACCUUGUCUAGAAUAUUAUUUUCCAGCCACGUUUGCUGUUGCAGUCAGUGAUUAGCAGUAUUGAAUUUCAUAUUGCACUGAUGAAUAAUGAAAUGGCCAAGGUAAUCAUAUGCAAUCAAGAUCAGAAAAGCUGAUUAAAUAACUGAGAUUUUGCAAAAGAGCCAGUGUGUGUUAACCAGUUCUGAAUAAUGUACUUGGCAUUGAUGUCUAUAGAAAUGGAAAGCUGCAAAUGCUUGUUCACAAGUAUAAACGGCUGGAUACAAUAAUGGGAGGUAAAACAAUGAUUUGGAACUGUAAAUUCAUAAUUAGAUGAUUAACACCAUAUGUGAAACAUUUAAGCAGUUCAUUUCUUGGUGAAAUCCAUAAAAGUACUGAACCACUUGCUGUUUAAGAUGCAUUUUGUUAAAGUUACUGGAACUUUUGACAUUGAGUUUCAAAACAAAACAUGGUAAACCUUUUAUCAGGAAAAUGAUUUAAGAGGUCUUGUAUAUAUCUACCACAUUAAUUUCCAAACGUAUCCUUAUAUUUUGCCCAUGCCUUUAUCAUUGGUAUCUUUUGUUUAUUAUCCAUUCUUUACUGGCUUUUAUAAUGCAAUUUCAUUAAGUUUAAAACACUAUGGAUAUGACAUGAACAUUUAAUCUGCAAAAAAUACAAAUUCUGGAGUGAAUAUCGCCAUUAUAUAUAUUUUUAACUUUCAGGAGGGAGGCCAGCAUUUAUUGUUCAUUUCUAAUUGCCCAUAGAAGAUGUUGGAUUGCAGUGCUUCUGCUGAAUAUUGUUGCACAGGGAGAUUUAAUGAUGAAAGAACAUUGGAGGGGCUGCCUUUGUAAAUUGUUAUACAUCAGCAUUGUCACCUUAUCUAAAUAGAUAAGUGACCAUAUUUUGCAUAGUGACAAACAAUAAAGACCAGCAUCAUUUGUACAGUCCAGAGCUGGAUUUAGGAUGAAUAGGCUUCUAGGGACUUAAUAACCUAUCUGCAAUGGCAUUGGGAACAAAGCAACUAAUUUAAUAUCCUUGACUUGUGGAACAUUAACCUUUUACAAUACAUUGUUUUGAUUAUUAAGGGUGUCAUUGAUUAGUAAGGGUGUCGGGUUAUGGGGCGAAGCCAUGAGAAGGGGUUUGAGGGGGAAAGAUAGAUCAACCAUGAUUGAAUGGUGGAGUGGACUUGAUGGGCUGAAUGGCCUAAUUCUUCUCAUAGAACACGUGAACCUAUCAUGGUUUCUUGACUUUGUGGCAUUUCCUUGAAAGCGUCUGUUAUACUAUUGAAUGAAAACAGCCUUAAGAUUGAAUUGCGUUUCAAACAUUGUUCAAUAGGUAGUGGAAGCGGGUAGGGAGACUGACAAACACCUCCGGGAACCACACGGAAACCUUGGGUGGGGCACAAAGUCUCCAGAGGUUUCCGUUCAGGUUUCCUAAGUGGGACAGGGGCAUAAAUUUACACAUGACAAAUGAGGAACUGCAAGGCUAUUAUCAUACAGUUGUAUCCCAAUUUUGUUCAUCGGGUUGAGAAAAGGUAAUGGCACUGGUGUAAAGUCACUAACACCCCUGGUAGUUUAUAAAUACAGAAACUGUGUACCUAGGUAAUUUAGUUUGACCAUAUUUGGAAAGAAGCAUUAAGCACACAUUGUGAGCAAGACUUUAUUGCUUACUGCUAUUGGAGAGAAGAAAGUUAAAGGUAUGCUGGGCUUGUCCACCUUUGUACAGGAAUAAACUAUAUUAGUAUGGCCACACAAAAUCCAUUGUCUGAAUUAUUUUAAACUGGCGCAUCAAUUUUUAAUAAAAUCACAUUUGUUCUAUUUGUUUGUUUUAAGAUCCAAUUUUUUGUUUCUAUUUACCAGAUGAUGGUUGGUAUAAGUGUAAUAUAUCAUGAGCUACCAUCGUAUAUUCAAACUGUUAAAAAUUAGGAAGAAACCCAUGAAGUUGACUUCAAAUACUGCCUGAUAAUCCAGCCUAAAAUGUCAUACAGCAAGAAUUGUACCUAUUAGCAGUUUUCACCAGAUUGACCGCUGGCUUAUAAGGAAGGGAAUGGAGAGAGUUCAUACUCUUGAUCAUAGUCUCUUGGUGAAUCUAGCUGGCACCAUUUUGUAGCUGUAUCAAUACAAUCUGACCUUUACACCAAAAUAUCAAGGAAUUUGACCAGAGUGAGUGCCUACUAUAAUAUAAUAAUGGGAACUGUUACUGUAAUUCAGCUUUGCUUAUUUAAUGUCUGUUGUUGAAUUCUUGAGGACUUGGUACAAAUCGUACUCCAAAAUAAGAUAAUUUACCAUUGCGUUAUCCAAAAGUUGUAUUUUGUCAUACUUGAUUAAUUAAUAAAUCUAUGCUCUUGCCAAGCAGAAUAU
Molecule: messenger RNA, 3647 nt
Organism: Leucoraja erinaceus (little skate)
Lineage: Eukaryota; Metazoa; Chordata; Chondrichthyes; Rajiformes; Rajidae
Gene: traf3ip2l
Product: TRAF3 interacting protein 2-like
Exons: 7
Coding region: 22-657 (211 amino acids)
Biological process (GO): positive regulation of canonical NF-kappaB signal transduction; humoral immune response
Source: RefSeq, a predicted model, not a curated record